Hepatospora eriocheir is the source of this 648-nucleotide messenger RNA. NCBI's taxonomy places the organism in Eukaryota, Fungi, Microsporidia, Hepatosporidae. The record is from the annotation of a GenBank genome assembly.
AUGAAAUCUUUACUUUUUUUUAUAUUAACAAAUGACAUAUUGGGAUAUUCUAGGGGUAAAAAGAUGUUGAUGAAUAAGGUAGGUAAGGAUCUAUAUAAAAUAAAAGAAGAACAAGCCUUAAAGGAUAUGGUUUCAAACUCUCAAAAUCCGUUUGAGACUACAGGGGAUCUUUAUUCUGAUAAAGAUGUUAUUUCUGAAAUGGAAAAACUUAAAGGAGUUGUUGCUGUUUUGAAAGAUGAUAUUAGUGAAAUUAAAAAACAAUUAAAAAAUUGUUGUGGUGUUAAUAUGAGAAAUCCAAUUGAUGCUAUAAUGAGUCAAACUGGACCAAUUAACCCACAACAGUGUGAAGAGUUAAAGUCGAAAAUUAAUGAUCUUGAUAGUGAUUCUGAUAGUUCUGAUAGUUCAGAUUCAGAUUAUUUUUCAACUAAUGGAGCAAAUCCUUAUCAAUUUCAAAAUCAAAUGAUGUCACCUCAAUUUUCAUAUGACAGGAUAUCACCAAUGGGAAUGAUGCCUUCUCAACAAAAUAACAUGAUGCCUCCUCAACAAAAUAACAUGAUGUCUCCUCAACAAAGUUAUAUGAUGCCUCCUCAACAACAAAUGAAUAAUAAUUUCAAUAACAUGAAUCAACAAUCAAAUGUUAAUUGUUAA